CUUGGAAUAAGAUGAACGAAGCCAACCAAGCUGUGCUGGAACCGAAGACCUACGAAGUUACCAGCACCAUGUGUAUGCGAUAGUGUACAGCGUGAUCCUGGCGCCGGGCUUGCUGGGUAAUGUGCUGGCACUGUGGGUGUUCAGGAAGUAUGUCCAGGAAACCAAAAAGGCUGUGGUGUUCAUGAUGAACCUGGCAGUGGCUGAUUUGUUGCAGGUGCUCUCCCUGCCUACGCGGAUCUACUAUUACCUAAACCAAACCUGGCCAUUUGGCCAUCCUUUCUGCAUGUUCAGCUUCUACCUGAAGUAUGUCAACAUGUACGCCUCCAUCUUCUUCCUGGCGUGUGUAAGUGUGCGUCGCUGCGAGCUCAUUAUGAGACCACUGAGGUACAACUCACGACGGAAAAAAAGAGACUGGUAUAUAUGCGCCGGUGGUUGGCUGGUCGUCUGCCUGGGCUGUCUGCCCUUCCCUCUUCUGAGAAGCUCCAACCAAAACUCCACUUCUCACCUUCACCUCAACACAGAGGUCAGCAUAACAGCGAGCCCCAGCCCGCCCCCCAGAUCAGAGCUGGUGUGUUUCUCAGAGCUCCCGAUGCGGCACAUCAGCAUCCCAGAAGCCUGGGCCCUCAUGGUAAUAGCAGAGCUGUUAGGCUUCAUCCUCCCCUUGGUGCUAAUUUUGGCCUGCACCUGUCUGACUGCCGGGAGCCUUCGGGAGCUGAAAGAAGGUGCGGUGCACGAUCGAGGAGAAAAGCGGAAGGCGUUAUGGACGGUGCUGAGCUGCGCUCUAGUUUUCCUCCUGUGCUUUGGUCCGUACCACAUCACUAUGCCUCUGGACUUCCUGGCCAAGGCAAACACCCUGACCAGCUGUGGCCUGAAGGAGCUGGUCCUGCGAUGCCACCCCCUCACGCUCUGCCUGGCCAGCCUUAACUGCGGCCUAGACCCGCUCAUGUACUACUUCACUACGAAUGAAUUCUGGAGAAGGCUGAGCAGGCAGGAGAUGCCGGGCAACUUUGUGUUCGCCAGACGCUUUUCCUGUGUUACAACAGAGGAAAAAGACAUCACCGAUAACUAGAAAGAGACUCUCCGGGCCCUUCCUGAGCACGCUUAUCUUUGGAAUAAAAACGUUUUAUCUCUCCAAAAGAAUUGAAUCGAGUGCAACUGGACUUGGUAUAUAUCCGUGAGGACGUUUCGCCUCUCAUCCAAGAGGCUUCAUCAGUUCGUGCCUUUCUGACUAGACCAAGCUAGUUAUCCUUUGGAUAACCAUGACCUGGAUGAAUGAGAACAUUCACAGACGACGUUUUAUCUCAAUUAUUAAAGGUGAGAAUAUGAGUAGUCAGUACUUCAAACUACUACUUGGAUGGGGUAGGUCGGUUUCAGGGCUUUUUAACCACGUGUCUUGCUUACAUAGAGGAGGUGAGCUCGUGGGUACAUUUUUUGUGUCUGCACGAGCAGUUUGAAGGUGCACAGAACCGCGAGGUUAGCCUUGCUUCGCUCUACUGAUGGAGGUCUGUGGGGUUCAUUAGCAGCUGCGCCCCCCCCCCAAAAAAAGAAACGCACCAUCUCCGAUGCCUUUGGUUUAUGGCGUUGCAUUGACUGCAACUUGCAUGGAUAAGUAGACACGUCAGCCCCUGGCUAACUGGACAGUGCCUUUAGUCGAGCGGUUAGCGCUGUCUCCCGCGGAGCGAGAGGUACGGGUUCGCGUUCCGGCCGCGGGCAGUUCCUGUGGGUUGCCCCCCUCCCCCGAAAUCGCUACAUUGACCAGCAAAUUAGGUUCUAGAUUUGAACAAUUUUCCCAUAACAUGCACAUCCGAUGUCUUCCGCCACACGGGUUAUUACCGAUAAAACGCUCAAAACAGUAAUCGAAUUGUUAGGAUUUUGCACGUGCUUGCGAAAACGUUAUUUAAGAAAAAUUAUUCAUGUCGGGCUAACGAGUAAAACGUGUUAAUGAUCGGCAUCCGAGAAGGUUGUAUUUCCUUUCUUUUGAGAGGAGCUGCUAAUGAACUCGGUAGACAUCCAGCAAUUAAGCUAAGCUAGGCUAAACUCAUCAUUCAGUGUACUUUCAAACUACACAGACAUCUACAAAGGUACCCACGAGUUUGUCUAUUAUGGAAGUAGCACACAUGGUAAAAACCCUGGAUCCCGAACUAUCCCCUUAAAUGACAUUAUCUGUACAAGUGAACGCAGAUGCUACUAGGACCAGGUGAGGAAAACUUGUGUACUUCACUGGAACUGUGAAAAAAUAGGCAGCCCACUCUAAAUAAUGGUCUCCAACUGUGUUAUAUAAAAAGUUGUUUUUUAAUAAAGGAUGGCUCUGUCCUGGAUUUUCU
Lampris incognitus (smalleye Pacific opah) is the source of this 2324-nucleotide messenger RNA. RefSeq names its product G protein-coupled receptor 174 (gene gpr174). The transcript has 2 exons. The coding region runs from base 182 to 1069 and encodes 295 amino acids. NCBI's taxonomy places the organism in Eukaryota, Metazoa, Chordata, Actinopteri, Lampriformes, Lampridae. Gene Ontology annotation, molecular function: G protein-coupled receptor activity. Gene Ontology annotation, cellular component: membrane. Gene Ontology annotation, biological process: phospholipase C-activating G protein-coupled receptor signaling pathway; positive regulation of Rho protein signal transduction. The record is from RefSeq and is a predicted model, not a curated record.